Messenger RNA from Theileria parva strain Muguga, 1391 nucleotides. RefSeq names its product Tim44-like domain protein (gene tim44). Gene Ontology annotation, cellular component: mitochondrial inner membrane. Gene Ontology annotation, biological process: protein import into mitochondrial matrix. Gene Ontology annotation, molecular function: protein-folding chaperone binding. Lineage: Eukaryota; Apicomplexa; Aconoidasida; Piroplasmida; Theileriidae. The record is from RefSeq and is a predicted model, not a curated record. The transcript is spliced from 7 exons. The coding region runs from base 160 to 1317 and encodes 385 amino acids.
UUUUAAAUAAUUUAAUUUUAAAAUAUUUUAUAAAACUUUUAGUUUGUAAAAUAAAAUUUUUCUCCAAAUAUAGUUCCAUUACUCACUAAAUUAUAAUAUUUAUUAACAUUCCGUUUGUUUACCAUAAUUCGAUCAUGAUUUAAUUAAUUUUGUAUUAAAAUGAUUCGGAGAGUUUUAUUUAACCGGCGAAUCUCAAAUAAUAUUCUCAUCAGAUAUCGCAAUGUCAAUAAUAUCGACGCUUUUAAUCGUACUGAAUUAACCGAUCCUGUUAAUCCUUUUGUUUCGGGGACUAAUAGAUUCUUUUCCUCUGAUUCGUUUAUGCAAACUGUUUUGAAACAGGUUAAGAAGGAUUUGGAGAAGGAUAAGAGUCUCCAGGAGGCCAUGGAAAAGCUGGAAAGUGAGUCUCAGAUCUCUGAGAAGAUUUCAAGGAUUUCUGAAUACUUUGAGAAGACGCGGGAUUUCAGCAAGGACUGCAUUAACAAGUUAUCAGAGACUAAGAAUUCAAAGAUUGUCAAAAACUGCCUCGAUUCAGCCAAGAGUAUUGCUGUGGGAUUUGAUAAGGUUUCCAGUUACUUAUACGAUGAAAAAGGACAUGCCAAGAGGAUUAGAAGUAAAAUGAAUCUCAAGCAACGAACUUCUAAGUCUAGUUCUAAGGAGCAGAAGGAAGAAACGGUACUAACUGAGGCUAAAGAGUCUGGAGAUGAUACUCCUGAUAAUUCACUUGUACUUGCCAAAGAGUCUGUUUGGGACAGAUUUGGCAGUAAAAUUCGAGAUAUGCCCUUUCUAUACGAAUUUUUCGAGAAUCCGAUAAUAUCAAAGUUGUUUGGAGAUACAAGUUUGGCCUCAGCCUUACGUGAGAUGAAGCGACUUGAUCCAAGCUUUAAUUUACCAGACCUCGUUGAACUUGUGGAACACGUAAUAGCUCCUCACGUUGUCGAGUCAUAUCUCAAAGGCGACGGAGAAGCUUUAAAAUUGCACUGUGGAGAAGUGGCGUUUAAUAUACUAAACACAUCAAUAAAGGAGAGGAAUUUACAGAAACUCGUGCUAGAUCCCUCAAUUCUCAUACUCAAAAACGUGGAACUCAAGGGAGGGAUGAAGGUGAAGGAGGGUGAUCCUUGGCUAAUAUUCAACUUUACAACACAACAGAUAAACUGUCUAAGAGAUACCAAAGGCAAAGUUUGUGCAGGACAAAUUGAUGAUAUCAGAGAAGUGGUAUACUCAAUUGCCAUUUCAAGACAUCCGAACCCUCUAGAAACACUAGAAUACCCAUACCUGGUUAAUGAAAUUGCAAUUAUUAGUAACAGACCAUGCUGGUAACUGUUAGGUUGGAUGUGCCGUAGGUGUAAAAUUAACAUCACGAUUUCUACAAAUUAAUACAUUACACAUCUGUA